AUGGACAACACAACAUUCGCUCUCAACAUCCUACAACUGGAGGGUGUUGACCUUGCUCCUCAGUUUGUUUACCCAGUGUUUUUCAUUCUGCUUGUUACUUACAUUCUCACCAUGAUCACCAAUACAGGACUUAUUAUUCUAAUUGCAGUGGAACGGAGUCUUCAUCAGCCCAUGUACCUCUUAUUUUGUAAUCUGUCUUUCAAUGAUAUUAUGGGAAACACUAACAUUCUACCUAGAAUAAUGAUGGACCUUUUCUCAACUGAAAAAUACAUUGGCUAUGUUGAGUGUGUCACUCAGGCUUUCUGUUCUCACAUAUUUGCUGCAGCUGCACAUGUAAUACUAAUGAUCAGCCUCACCCUUCGAUUGACUAGAUGCCGGUCAUUUGUCAUGAAUGUGUACUGUGACAAUGCAUCUCUGUUCAAGCUUUCAUGCCAGGAUGUGUCCAUUAACAACACUUAUGGUCUUGCUUACACAGUGUUUAUUUCCGGUUCAUCGUUAGUAAUUACAAUCGGAACAUAUUUAAAGAUAUUCACCAUUUGUUUCACCAAGAAAAGCAAAGAACUGAACAGCAAAGCACUUCAAACUUGUUCCACUCACUUAGUACUCUACAUGAUCAUGCUGUGGUCUGGCUUUUUCAGCAUUAUCUUUCACCGCAUUCAGAUCUACUCAGGCUAUCGAAAGUUGAUGUCCAUUUUGUUUCAUGUUGUCCCAGCGAAUCUAAACCCCAUUAUUUAUGCACUGCAAACAAAGGAACUAAAAAGCAAGGUAAAGAAAUUAUUUCAUUCAAAAGUAUCUAAUACAGAUAGAUAA
This is a messenger RNA of Scleropages formosus (Asian bonytongue), 810 nucleotides long. RefSeq names its product olfactory receptor 1020-like. The coding region runs from base 1 to 810 and encodes 269 amino acids. Lineage: Eukaryota; Metazoa; Chordata; Actinopteri; Osteoglossiformes; Osteoglossidae. The transcript has 2 exons. The record is from RefSeq and is a predicted model, not a curated record. Gene Ontology annotation, molecular function: odorant binding; olfactory receptor activity. Gene Ontology annotation, biological process: G protein-coupled receptor signaling pathway; detection of chemical stimulus involved in sensory perception of smell. Gene Ontology annotation, cellular component: membrane.